Molecule: messenger RNA, 1709 nt
Organism: Saccoglossus kowalevskii
Lineage: Eukaryota; Metazoa; Hemichordata; Enteropneusta; Harrimaniidae
Product: all-trans-retinol 13,14-reductase-like
Source: RefSeq, a predicted model, not a curated record
CACUACAUUGGCGAGAUGACAUACAAUAGUAUGCUAAAGGUUUAUGUAGAUCAUAUUACCGAUGGACAGUUACAAUGGGCUACUAUGGCUGAUCCGUUUGAUACAAUUGUUAUUGGUCAAGGGGAUGAAGCUAGACACUAUCCGCGUUUCAGUGGAAAAGAGAAAUUCAGACAGGGACUUGUAGACAAGUUCCCUGAUGAAAUUGUAGCCAUUGAUAAGUGGAUGAAGUACAUUGAGUCAUCGGAGAAUACAGAUCUUGGCCAGGUUAUGACUAAGCUAUUGCCAAUGUGGUUAAAUAAAUUCUUGUCAUCUACUGGGUUAUUCAAUCUGUUCACCAAUUAUUACAAGUAUUCUCAACGUAGUGUCAAAGAAAUGGCUGAAGAGCUCACGACAAACAAAGAUCUGCAAGCUGUGAUGUCAUAUUGUCACGGCGACUAUGGUACCUUGCCAGGCGAUGCCAGUUUUGCCUUGCAUUGUGGACUGAUGUUUCAUUUUUUAAAGGGAGCUUCCUACCCGGUUGGCGGAGCUAGUGAGAUAGCUUUCCAUAUCAUACCUAGUAUAGAGAAGGCUGGCGGUAAAGUCUUGGUUAGAGCGCCAGUAUCUCAGGUUUUACUCGAUGGAGAGGGUGGGGCGUAUGGUGUUCGUGUUCAUAAAAGCAGUGGUGAUGUCGACAUUCAUGCUCCAAUAAUAAUAUCAGAUGCUGGAUUCUUUAAUACGUUUCAGUCUCUUCUACCACCACAAAUUAUGGAUAAAUCAGUAUAUAAACCGUUGGUGGACAAGGGAAAUAUUAAACAUGGUGUGUCAUGCAUGUCAUUGUUUGUCGGACUGAAAGGAUCAAAGAAAGAACUUGGUAUAGAAGGUCGUAAUUGGUGGUUAUUUCCUGAUAAUGAUCUGGACAAACAAAGCAGGGAUUUUUUAUCACUGAGUGGUGAUGAGAUCGAAAAUCAAGACAUACCACUACUGUUCAUUUCAUUCCCGUCUGCUAAAGAUCCAACGUGGGAAGAACGUUACCCAGGUAAAAGUACAUGUGCUGUCAUUACAAUGGCCAAUUGGGAGUGGUUUCAGGAAUGGGAAGCUGAACGUGUUAUGAAGCGUGGUGAGGUGUAUGAAAAACGCAAGAAUGCAUUAGCUGAUGCAUUGUGGAAACGAACAUUAAAAAUGUUCCCCAAUCUGGAAGACAAGGUGGAAUAUUUUGAUAUUGGCUCACCAGUAACCAAUAAAUAUUACAUUGGUUCGCCAAAGGGAGAAAUUUAUGGUUUGGAUCAUCAAUUAAGCCGAUUUGAUGCUGAUACUAUAAGUGCACUGAGAUCUAAAACACUGGUUCCUAAUUUGUAUUUAACAGGGCAAGAUGUGUUCUGUUGUGGAUUUGCAGGUGCAUUGAUCGGGGCUUUACUCUGUGCAGGCACUGUACUCAAUCGAAAUCUCUUCAUUGAUGUCACAAUGCUACAGUACAAAAUAUCACGCAAGAAAAAGGGAAAAUGAGUAUGCUCCGAUAAUGGAUCUACUCGAAUGAUGUGACCUUAUUUUAUAUACCUCCUAGAUCGUCAAAUAAAUCGGUGGAGAGAGCAACUGCGACCACCCACAUAUUCGGUAUAGCUAUUAACUCAUUAAUAUUAAUUCGAACUAACGACGGUGUUCCAAUAUUACCGUAAUUCUGGAUUGGACAAUUUGAUUUCUAAAUAAUUUAAAACGACCCUAGCUUUAUCCCC